AUGGAUGGGGAUUUGGACGGAAUUAACGACGGGCCUGCGGAAGAUGAGACAGAGUUGCUCGACCCGGGCGAAAUGAACACUGACGAUGUUCACAUGCGAGAGAGCGAGAUUCAGACAGAAACUCUUGAACUCCGCUACAAGGCGAAGGAAGAUGACUUUCAAAAGCUCAAACUCCUCGGCCAAGGCGGAUACGGACAAGUCUUUCUGGUCAAGAAGAAGCACUCGCCGCAUGAGGGCAAGGUCUUUGCGAUGAAAGUUUUGCGAAAGGCGAAAAUUGUCUCAAGCGAAAAAGAUACUGCUCACACAAAAUCAGAAAGAAACAUUUUAGGGAAAAUAAAUCACCCGUUUAUUGUCAAUCUUCACUAUGCAUUCCAAACCAGUGGGAAAUUAUUCCUUGUCUUAGAAUACGUCCAGGGCGGCGAAAUUUUUAUGAUGUUAGAAAAUAAAGGGCUCUUACCCGAAUCAGAAGUAAAACUUUAUCUUGGCCAAAUCACGCUCGCGCUGGGGCACCUGCACGAAGUCGGCAUUAUCUUCAGAGACUUGAAACCAGAAAAUAUUCUUAUCGGAGCCGAUGGACAUGUUAAACUUAUUGACUUUGGCCUGUGCAAGGAGCGCGGGAGCAAUGACGAGAAAACCUUUACUUACUGUGGAACUAUUGAGUAUAUGGCGCCGGAAGUUAUAACGAAACAAGGCCAUGAUCAGUCUGCUGACUGGUGGAGUUUAGGAACCCUAAUGUAUGAUAUGUUAACUGGGUCGCCUCCAUUUUGCGCGGAUAGCAGGAGAGAAACGACGAGAAUGGUCCUUCACGGGCGCAUCUCACUUCCUCAUCAUUUAUCGGCGGAAGCGAAGGACCUUCUCAAAAAUCUCCUAAAACGAAAUAGCGUAUCUCGUUUAGGAGCGGGUUCAGAUGAUGCCAAAGAAGUCCAGAGACACAGCUGGUUCAGAGACAUAGACUGGGACAAAUUAUUUAACAAAGAACUUCCAAUGCCUUAUAUUCCAGAAAUCACGAGUAUAGAAGAUGUAUCAAACUUUGAUCCUACGUUCACCGAGAGGCCAAUUCACGCAGAGUCACCUUCUUUUACCCCUCUAAAUAUGAAACAAGACCCUUUUACCGGUUUCACUUUUACUGAAGAGCUUCCCGAAUCUUUUUACCGCGUCGAUAAAGGGUUGGAAUUUAUCAGUGAAAGAGAAAGGAGGAGAAGGUUACAACAGUUAAGCUAA
Oikopleura dioica is the source of this 1221-nucleotide messenger RNA. The record is from the annotation of a GenBank genome assembly. NCBI's taxonomy places the organism in Eukaryota, Metazoa, Chordata, Appendicularia, Copelata, Oikopleuridae.